AUGGAUAGAAAAGCAGCUUCGAGGAAAUCAAGCGACAACUACCUGUUCUCUCCCGGAUCUAUUGAAAUCUUGAAAGAAGAAGAGCUUCUGCAUUUUCAAGAGCAUUGGGCAAAAGGCGAACCAGUAAUCGUUAGGGACACUCUAGAAAACAUACAUGGUUUAAGCUGGGAAUCAGACGUCGACAUCAGUGCACGUGACUUCUUUGAUGACUGGCCUCCUUCUAAUAAAUUUGAAGAUCUUUUGCCUCGUCACUGCGACGAGUUCAUAUCUGCGUUACCUUUCCACGAAUAUAGCAAUCCAAGAACUGGAAUUCUUAACAUUGCAACAAAGCUUCCUGAUGAACUUCUCAAAGUAGAUAUGGGUUCCAAAACUUACAUUGCCUAUGGGAUUCCAGAUGAGCUAGGAAGAGGCGAUUCUGUAACUAAGCUUCACUGUGAUAUGUCAGACGCGGUUAAUAUACUGACUCAUACAACUAAAGUAACUCUAAGUAAAGAACAAAAAUAUGUGGUUCAAAAUCUGAAACGUAGACACAAGGACCAGGAUGAGCUUGAAGGUAACGUUAUAAUUGGGUGUUGCAGCCAAGAAAAGGAAAAUGAACCCGCCGUGGCAGAGAUUCUGAGCUCUCUAAAAAAGAUACACAAGGACCGGAAUAUGCUUGAAGAUAACGGUAUUAUUGGGUGUUGUAGCCAAGAAGAGGAAGAAGAACCCAACAUAGCAGAGAUUCUGAGCUAUGAAAGUGAACAAAAUUAUGAAAAAACAGGAAGUGCUAAAUGGGACAUAUUUAGGAGAGAAGAUGUUUAUCAUCCGAUACAUGACCAAUCAUGCUAUUUGACCAUUGAGCAUAAAAGAAAACUCAAGGCUGAAUUUGGAAUCGAGCCAUGGAUAUUUUUGCAAAAUCUAGGAGAAGCAGUGUUUAUUCCCGCGGGUUGUCCUCAUCAAGUUCGGAAUCUAAAGAAAGGUCGGAUGAUAGAGAGAACGGGUGGAGGUCUAAGUACAACUCAUUCUCAAACCAUAUGGUUGUUAGACUACUUACCAAGCCUUGAGUUUUUUGGUGAUCUGACCAGAAAUGCUAAGUCGUGCACAAAAUUGGCAGUUGACUUUGUAUCACCAGAGAACAUCCAUGAGUGUCUGCGUCUGACUGAAGAGUUUCGCCAACUUCCCAAGGAACACAGAGGCGGGGUGGACAGCUUGAGAAUAGAAAUGGCAAGCUUUUCUCUUCACCACUAUUCACUCUUCUCCUAG
Messenger RNA from Thlaspi arvense, 1242 nucleotides. NCBI's taxonomy places the organism in Eukaryota, Viridiplantae, Streptophyta, Magnoliopsida, Brassicales, Brassicaceae. The record is from the annotation of a GenBank genome assembly.